AAUAUAAACUUAGCUUAAUACCAAAAAAUUAAAAUCAAAAAUUUAGAAACAACACAAACAACACCAACACGAAAUAUCUAGACUAAGAACUAUUAAUCACCUAACUAUAAGAAUUUAUUACCCUUUUUUUUCGGCACUACAAGCGUGUCCACGCUCUACGUAGCGACCGCACUUCAUAUUUUCAAAUAAGACGCACCAGUUGUCCCCUUACAACAGGGUACCGUCUGGCGAACCAACGGUGUUUUUAAGCUGGCCCAUAUUAUCGAUCUAGGCCGCAUUAAGCAAGUCAUCGACCAAACAACCAACGAAGCUACGAUAAUCACCGACCAACGGAUCAAUGCUUUGGUCUUCCACUACCUGCAACACGCAUCAGAGGGCAUGGAUAGCACACCAGCACGGAGGCCACGAUCAAUCGGCUGGCUAGGAUCAGCCUGGAAAUGGGUAGCAGGGUCACCUGAUAGGUCUGACUGGAACGCGAUCUUAAAAACAGAAGACGACAUAACCAGGAACAAUAACCAGCAGAUCCGGAUAAAUACCAAACUCUUUGACUCGACACACGAAUCACUCCAAAGAUUAAACGACGUCAUCGGAAGAGUCAACGCAAUAGACGGCGAUUUCCAUGUCACAACCGCCGUACUCCACAAGGCAAUAAUAAUAGCGGACCAAGUCAGUGAAAUACUAAGAGCCUGCCAACUGGCAAAGACUGACGUGGUGAACACGAAUCUAUUGGACCACGAGGAAAUAGACGAAAUUUUGACAGAGGUAGAAAGCCUUCCUUAUCAGAACGUGGUCGAAGCCGUUGAAUUCUCUCGACCAACAAUCCUCACGAAUGGAACUACAUUAUUAUAUAUCUUGAAUAAUUUACCCAACGGUAUCCGACGGCAAACAGGUUGUGCUGAAGUACAACAAACUGGCCAUGAAUAAG
Messenger RNA from Drosophila elegans, 925 nucleotides. RefSeq lists its product as uncharacterized. Lineage: Eukaryota; Metazoa; Arthropoda; Insecta; Diptera; Drosophilidae. The record is from RefSeq and is a predicted model, not a curated record. The transcript has a single exon. The coding region runs from base 379 to 924 and encodes 181 amino acids.